AUGCUUGCAACCGUGAGCGCUGCUCCGCUCAACCUCAUGGAGAGUCGUGCACUCCCGACCCCUGUUUCCGUGGCCACAGCAAAGACCUACCUCGCUGCUUUGACAAUCAAGGCCGAGGCAAAUGCGGACACUUAUGAUCGCGAUUUAUUCCCUCAUUGGAUCACCAUUUCUGGCGCUUGUAACACGCGUGAGACGGUACUCAAGCGUGACGGAACGAAUGUCGUGACGAGCAGCUCUUGCGCGGCUACCUCCGGCUCUUGGUAUUCUGUCUAUGAAGGUGCUACCCAGACAUCUGCCGGCAAUAUUCAAAUCGACCAUCUUGUUCCAUUAGCCGAGGCGUGGAGGUCUGGUGCAUCUGGAUGGACAACAGCUAGGAGACAAGCGUUUGCAAACGAUCUCACUCGUCCUCAACUCAUCGCCGUAACCGGUAGCGUCAACCAGGCUAAGAGUGACAGUGAUCCGGCUGAAUGGAUGCCACCCCUCAAGUCUUACUAUUGCACUUAUGUGCGCGCGUGGAUUCAGGUCAAGUACUACUACUCGUUGUCGGUGGAUCAGGCCGAGUACAAUGCAUUGUACAAGUAUUUGUACGCAUGCUAG
Molecule: messenger RNA, 597 nt
Organism: Serendipita indica DSM 11827
Lineage: Eukaryota; Fungi; Basidiomycota; Agaricomycetes; Sebacinales; Serendipitaceae
Source: the annotation of a GenBank genome assembly